GUGGCGCUCGCCACUCGGGCGGUGGCGCGGGCGCCCAGGGCAGACACUAGGCUAAUCCGGAGGUGCGGCCCUGGAAUUAGACGGACAGCGGGGCUCAGGCUGAGGCUGAGGCUGAGGCUGAGGCUGGGGCAGUGUGCACGCGGGGCCGCCGAGCCCUGGACUCGUGUAGCGGCUGCGGGGCGCGCUGCCCUUCGCCAUGUACACCUUCGUGGUGCGCGACGAGAAUAGCAGCGUCUACGCCGAGGUCUCCCGGCUGCUGCUGGCCACCGGCUACUGGAAGAGGCUGCGGCGAGACAACCCCAGGUUCAACCUGAUGCUGGGGGAGAGGAACCGACUGCCCUUCGGGAGACUAGGUCAUGAGCCUGGGCUGGCACAGCUGGUGAAUUACUACAGGGGGGCGGACAAACUGUGCCGCAAAGCUUCUUUAGUAAAGCUAGUCAAGACCAGUCCGGAGCUGUCUGAGUCCUGCUUAUGGUUCCCUGAGUCGUAUGUGAUUUAUCCAACUAACCUCAAGACGCCAGUCGCUCCAGCGCAGAAUGGCAUCCAACUUCCGGUCAGUAACUCCAGGACAGAUGAGAGAGAAUUCUUCUUGGCUUCUUAUAACAGAAAGAAAGAGGACGGAGAGGGCAAUGUUUGGAUUGCAAAGUCAUCAGCUGGUGCCAAAGGUGAGGGCAUCCUCAUCUCCUCAGAGGCGUCGGAGCUUCUGGAUUUCAUAGACAGCCAGGGCCAAGUGCACGUGAUCCAGAAAUACCUCGAGCGCCCUCUGCUCCUCGAGCCCGGGCACCGCAAGUUUGACAUUCGAAGCUGGGUCCUGGUUGACCAUCAGUAUAACAUCUACCUCUAUAGAGAGGGUGUGCUUCGAACUGCUUCAGAACCAUAUCAUGUUGAUAAUUUCCAAGAUAAGACCUGCCAUCUGACCAAUCACUGCAUUCAGAAAGAGUACUCAAAGAACUAUGGGAAAUACGAAGAAGGGAACGAAAUGUUCUUCGAAGAGUUCAAUCAGUACCUAACAAGUGCUCUGAAUAUUACCUUAGAAAGUAGCAUUUUGCUGCAAAUCAAACACAUAAUAAGGAGCUGCCUCAUGAGUGUGGAGCCCGCCAUCAGCACCAAGCACCUUCCUUACCAGAGCUUCCAGCUCCUCGGCUUUGACUUCAUGGUGGAUGAGGAGCUGAAGGUCUGGCUCAUUGAAGUCAACGGUGCCCCAGCGUGUGCCCAGAAACUCUAUGCAGAACUGUGCCAGGGCAUCGUGGACAUAGCCAUAUCCAGUGUCUUCCCACCCCCGGACACGGAGCAGGUGCCGCAGCAGCCGGCUGCGUUCAUCAAGCUGUGAAGCACCGGAAAGCACAGAGCCGCCUUGGGAAAUGUAUGGGGUCCCGCUCCAGAGGAAAGAGAGAUGACUGGACUGCUCCUUGUCAAGGCAUGCUGGGGGACAGAUGUGCAGGAAGCGAGCUGCCCACGGGGCUGCGGAGACCUUGGGAAGCUGACACAAGCGACUGAGAGGGAGAGCCCAGCACUUGUCUGGAGGGGCGCUCUGCCUCUGCACGCUCUGAUCCCUUGAGCGGUUUCUGCUUGGAUGGUACUGGGAUCUCCCCGGGGUGCAGCCCAGGGGCCUCUGAGGGGUGUCUGCCUGCCUGCUGCAGCUUUAGUGCCUUAGUCUGUGCCUGGUGCAGCCUCACUGGACACAGACUGGACCUUAGAGCAUUUUAGAGGUUGCCACAUGUUCCCUGCGACACUCUGUCCCGCUGAACUCUGGAUGAGCAUGCAGCACAGUGGGCUGUGCCCUGGCCUGUCAGUGAAGGCCUCUUGCUUGUCACCAUCCUGGUGGGCAAUGAGUGGGCGCCUGCCAGGGGUCCUGUGGACACCAAACAGUGUAUGCGGCUCACUGCAUGUUUUAGAAACAAAAGCCGCAGGCCUGACACAUCUGCAAGCAUCAAAUAAGCAUGAGAGAGAGAAAACCAAAACCAAAACCAUGAUAUCAUACUUUACUUAAAGGGAUGGGUGGGUGGCUGGGAGGGUGGGAGUUUCUGAAGUAUCUUGAGUCUCAGUUAUCUUUGGUUUAACCAGAAUUCUGAAUGCCGCUUUGCAAUUUAUUCUCCCCCCCCCUCCCCAUCUUUGAACCUUUGUAGCAAUCCAUUCUGGGAGUCAGGGAAAGUAGAAUCCUUUUCCUCACACUCCUCUUCACCACAUAGCUCUCCCUAUGCCUGUCCUCCUUGGCUCCUGGGGGCCUCUGCAAGAGCUGGAGGGCCAGGUUCCAUUCCAGAAAGGGUCCAGUGUGCAUAUGCAUGUAGGUGACAGGAGAGACCCCUUUCAGUGAAGGUGUGCCUGCCUGAGUGAGAAAGAAGUAUUUUUUGGAGCUCUGUACAACUUCUUGUAAAUGUCAACAAAAGUGUACCAUGAGAUGUUGUUUCUGGGUUAUGGGUCCAUUCAUAUUUUAUAGGCUUCUCGGGAG
This is a messenger RNA of Mus pahari (shrew mouse), 2449 nucleotides long. RefSeq names its product tubulin tyrosine ligase (gene Ttl). The coding region runs from base 197 to 1330 and encodes 377 amino acids. Lineage: Eukaryota; Metazoa; Chordata; Mammalia; Rodentia; Muridae. The transcript is spliced from 7 exons. The record is from RefSeq and is a predicted model, not a curated record. Gene Ontology annotation, biological process: protein modification process.